AUGGCUGAUCCUCCUUCUUCCCAUGAUGAGCUCACUAAAAUCAACAUCAAACUUGAACAACUCCUCCUCUCUCAAGCCAACCUUUCCAACACACUCCACGAUAUUGCCAACCGAACCACCAUCCUGGAAAACCAAUCCCCAUUGCCCCACUCUUCCUCUUCCACCACCCGUCCCUUAAAAUUUGACCUCCCCACCUUCAAUGGCUUCGAUGCUCUAGGCUGGAUCUUUAAGGUCAACCAGUUUUUUGAUUAUCACCACACCCCACCCGAUCAACGCAUCCAAAUCGCCUCCUUUUACUUGGAAGGCCAAGCCUUAGCCUGCUUUCAAUGGAUGUUUAACAAUGGGUUGUUGUCAUCAUGGGAGGCAUUUCUUCAAGCACUGGAGUUGCGCUUUGCUCCCUCUAAGUUCGAUGAUCCCAUUGCAGCUCUCUGCAAGCUUACCCAGACACAGAGUUUGCACGAAUACCUCUCGGAGUUCGAAACCUUGGCCAACCGCAUCUCUGACUACCCCCCUAAUUUCUACUUAAGCUGCUUCCUCUCGGGUUUGAAACCCCCUCUCCGCCGUGAGGUCACAGCCCUUCAGCCACCGGAUCUACCCCAUGCUAUAGCUUUAGCCAAACUACAUGAAGACAAAUUUCGCCCAUCCAUCCCUCCUCUCAACUGUUUUGGUCGUACACCCACCCCCCCACCACCAUUGUCACUUUCUCCAUCUAUCCCACCUAAACCACUUCCUCCGCUGUUGCCUACACCCACCAACAAAAUUCCCAUUAAACGCCUCACCGAGGCAGAGAUGCAGGUUCGCAGAGAUAAGAAUCUAUGUUUCAACUGUGAUGAGCGUUACACGAGAGGCCAUCAGUGCAAGCCCCAAUUUCUUCUUCUCACCACAUUCGAUUCUGAGAAUCCAGAUGAUUGCCUCCUCUCCGAGGAUUCCACGCUAACAGAGGAGUCUCCUUCCGAGGCUGGACUCAUCAGUCUCCAUGCUUUCUCGGGUCACUGGACCCCCAGAACUUUUCGGGUCACUGGGUCUAUCCAGGGUUAUGCGGUUCAGAUCUUAGUUGAUACUGGGGCAACCCAUAAUUUCAUCCAACACAGGGUGGCCCAAUUUCUUCACUUACCAACUCAGCCCACUCCUAGCCCAUUACGUGUAAUGGUUGGUAAUGGUGAGUUUCUACCUUGCUCUUCAUUUUGCCCCAAUGUUACUCUCACUUUGGAUAAUCAAGAAUUUUCUAUUGACUUGUACCCACUGAAAUUAUCUGGCACCGAUGUUGUACUUGGUGUUCAUUGGCUUUCCAUGAUCAGCCCUUUUGUAAUGGACUACAAUGGUCCGCUUAUGAGGUUUAAUUGGCAACAGAAGCUUGUGGAACUUAAAGGGGAUCCUGGCCCAAACCCUUCACCCAUCUCAGCCCACCAACUCCGCCGCUUGCACAACACAGAUCGGGUUGAAGCACUUUUUCAACUCACCUUGGAGUCACACCCAAUUCCAGUACCCUCUUCUUCCAACCCCUCUACUACAGAAACUACACUUCCUUCUUCACCAGAACCCACAUUACAAGCUCUAAUUUCCAGAUAUUCCACCCUAUUCUCCACUCCUACAUCCCUCCCACCCACUCGUCCUACAGACCAUUCCAUCACACUAUCCCCAAAUACUCAACCCAUUUCAGUUAGGCCAUACCGCUAUCCCCAUUUUUAG
Messenger RNA from Vigna radiata var. radiata (mung bean), 1689 nucleotides. RefSeq lists its product as uncharacterized. The transcript has a single exon. Gene Ontology annotation, molecular function: aspartic-type endopeptidase activity. Lineage: Eukaryota; Viridiplantae; Streptophyta; Magnoliopsida; Fabales; Fabaceae. Bases 1 to 1689 code for a protein of 562 amino acids. The record is from RefSeq and is a predicted model, not a curated record. Gene Ontology annotation, biological process: proteolysis.